Messenger RNA from Osmerus eperlanus (European smelt), 4505 nucleotides. RefSeq names its product inter-alpha-trypsin inhibitor heavy chain 5 (gene itih5). The transcript is spliced from 14 exons. Gene Ontology annotation, biological process: hyaluronan metabolic process. The coding region runs from base 292 to 3300 and encodes 1002 amino acids. The record is from RefSeq and is a predicted model, not a curated record. Gene Ontology annotation, molecular function: serine-type endopeptidase inhibitor activity. Lineage: Eukaryota; Metazoa; Chordata; Actinopteri; Osmeriformes; Osmeridae.
AACAAAGAGCGCAGGUAAUUGACGGGCGAUGGAGGGAUGCGCGCUGGAUAAUAGUAGUGCGUCUGUCUGUGUGACCCGUUACAAGCGCUCUUUCCCUCAACCUCUACAAGGCCACUGAACCGGGAAGGGGGGCUGACAGACACCGAGCGUUUAUUCGAGGGCGUGCCGCAGCUUGUCCGGUGUCCUCACCCACCUCCUCAGUUGCAACUGUGGUCACUACUCGGAUCUAAACGACCCGCAGACAGAGCCCCGCGCACUGGAAAUAUGCGCCCGUGUUGUUUUUUAUUCUAAAUGGAUAUUGACGUCAAGAUGCUGCUUUUCACGCUGCUAACUUUUUUCAGUCCGAGUAUUCUUGCUCAGUUUGAUGAUUCUGACCUUGAAGAUGAUAAUUUGUCAGAUUUGACAGACUUUGAUUUGGAUUUAGCUCCACGCAGAGUCCCUCGACAGGUGAAAGCCAUGCUUACUAAGGAGUCCAAACCGCACAUCCAGGAGCUAUCAAUAAAAACCACAAUAAUCUCUCGAUACGCCUUUACGGCCGUGUCCUGCACCUUGCUCAACCGACACUCCGCUGCCGCGGAGGGCGUAUUCCAGUUCCAGAUCCCCGCUGCUGCCUACAUAUCCAACUUCACCAUGAUAAUUGGGGGCCGUAUCUACGCCAGUGAUGUCAGACCCAAGGAGAAGAAGGUCAAACAGGAGAAGGGCGGAGAGGCCAAGCCACCGAACAAGGGGGAGGGAGACCAGGGUUCAGAGGCCGAGAUGGAGCUGUUCCGGAUGGCGGCCAGUAUCCCGGGGCGUAACCUUGCGGUCUUCCUGCUGACCUAUGAGGAGCUGCUCCAGAGGAGGCUGGGCCAGUACGAGCAUGUGACCAGCCUUAGGCCCCUGCAGCUGGUCAGCCGUCUGAGCGUGGACAUUACGGUGGUGGAGCACUCCUCCAUCACAUACCUGGAGGUGCUGCCCUUACGCAACGGCAAGGCCAGCGGGGCUGCGGCCAAGGGGGCUAGCGCUAAUGCUAAGACGCAGGGCAACACAGGAAAUCCCACACCCCCUGUUACCACGGCGAUCAAACAGAACAAGAACGUCUGCAAGAUCACCUUCAACCCAAACAUUGUGCAGCAGGCCCAGAUCACCACCAGCGGCAUUCUGGGAGACUUUGUAGUGCGCUAUGAUGUGGAGCGGGAGAUGGGGAUAGGAGACAUACAGGUUCUCAACGGCCAUUUCGUCCACUAUUUUGCGCCCAAAGACCUGCCGGCGGUCCCUAAGAAUGUGGUGUUUGUCAUCGACACCAGCGCCUCCAUGCUCGGCACUAAGAUGAGACAGACUAAAGAGGCCCUGUUUACCAUCCUGAGGGACCUGCGUCCAGGUGACCACUUUAACUUUGUCAGCUUCUCCAACCGCAUCAAGAUGUGGAAGCCCAAAUCCCUCGUUCCCGUCACGCCCCUUAACGUCAGAGACGCCAAGAAGUUCAUUUACAUGCUCACACCUACUGGAGGCACGGAUAUCAACGGCGCCAUGCAGACGGGCUCCUCGUUGCUAAGCGACUACCUGUCCACGUCGGAGGGUGGUCAGAACAGCGUGUCGCUGAUCAUCUUCCUGACGGACGGCCGUCCCACGGUGGGCGUGCUGGAGUCGCCCCUCAUCCUGGGGAACACGCGCGCUGCCGUGAGGGAGAGCUCCUGCGUGUUCACCAUCGGCCUGGGGAACGACCUGGACUUCCGUCUGCUGGAGCGCAUGGCCCUGGAGAACUGUGGCAUGAGCAGGCGCAUUCACGAGGACGCCGACGCCAGCGCUAUGCUCAAAGGGUUCUACGAUGAGAUAGGCACCCCUCUGCUGUCCGACAUCAGGAUCAACUACCCCGAGGACUCUGUGCAGUACGUCACACAACACCUCUUCAGCAACUACUUCAACGGCUCCGAAAUCGUCAUCGCCGGCAAACUCACCAAUCAGAGCGCAGGAUCCCUCCACGUUCAGGUCACGGCCAGCAGCAGCGACAAGAGCAUCAUCCUGGAGACCGACGUGCCGCUACGGCAACGGGAGGUGGAGACGGAGAGGCACGUGAAGACGGCGGCGGAGGUGGGGGUGAAGGCGGGGGCGGCGGGGCUGACUGACAGCGUGGGGUCACUGGCGAAGGACUUUGUGGAGCGUGUGUGGGGUUUCCUGAGUGUGAAGGAGGGGCUGCGCGAGCGACUGCGGAGUCACACCAGCGCAGAGAGGGAGGGGCACACCCAGCAGGCCACUAACCUGUCGGUGGCGUACCACUUCCUGACUCCCCUCACCAGCCUGGUGGUGGAGAAACCUCAGGUCCUCCCUGAUGGCACCAUGGCUGGCCCAGACCCCACUCCCACCCCCGGCCCCAUCCCAGACACUGACAAGGCCUCCUCGGCCAAUGAGCUGUCAGAGGACUCAGAGGUAGACACGCCCCAGAGCCUCCACAGGAAUGAGAACCAGUCUGGCCGAAAGACUUCCGGUGUUGCCAAGACGACGGGUCAAGUCCAGAAGAAGCCAGUCAAAAAAUCCAUUACACUCUCCAGAACAUCAGCGGAUGGGGACCCCCACUUUGUGGUGGAGUUCCCCCUCAGUAAACUGGCGGUGUGCUUCAACAUCAACGGAGAGCCGGGACACAUCCUCCGCCUUGUGUCUGACCACAGGCACUCUGGUGUGACGGUGAACGGUGCGCUGAUCGGAGCCCCGGCUCCAGCAGGCAGUCACAAGCAGCAGCGCACCUACUUCAGCACCAUCACAAUCGUGGUGAAGCAGCCCAGCCACGCAUACAUAGAAAUCACCCCAAAGAAGGUCAUCCUGGACGGACGGGACCGCAUGAUCCUGCCCUGCGACACCACCGUCUCGGUGGAGAGCGGUGGGCUGGCGGUGGCCAUCAUGGGGAAAUCCAACGUGACAGUGACCAUAGGGGGAACCAUCAGUUUUGUCAUUCUGGUGCACCAGUAUAAGAACCCAGCACCCUACCAGAGAGACCAUCUGGGCUUCUACAUCUCCCAGAGCAAGGGCUUGUCUCCCAGCUGCCACGGACUGCUAGGUCAGUUCCUAUUUGAGGACGUGAGCCUGGCAGAGCUUCCUGUCAAUGGCACAUCGCCAGGAGACAAAGUGUCAACUGUCUUGAAGGUCAAAGGUCGCUCGGUGCCCGUGGUCCAAAAGACCAGGCGCAUCUACAGCGGGACGCAGAGCGUGGACUGCUGGUUCGCCAGAAACAACGCCGCCAAGCUUGUUGAUGGCGAGUACGAGAACUAUGUGGUGUCACAUCUGUUUGACACCGGGGACUGGCCCCACGGGGACAACAGAGCCUGAAGUCUCAGCCAAUUAGGAUCAUGGAAAUGGACCUGUCCCACAAACAUGAACUGCAGCACUGCCUUGACAUCCCCCUUCUUGACCACAGCUUCAUUAGACUAUCGUCUUUAAAUCCCACCCCUUUACUCCAAACAUCUCCUUGUCUCAUGCACGACCACCUUUCUAGCAAGCCAGCCAUCUGCUUUUCUCAAGUACACUUUAAUCAAAUCUCCAUCAUCAAUACUGUUGAAUAUAUUUUUUUACUAUUUCUAAUCUAUGUAAUAAGGACUUUGAUGUGUAUCAUUUUAUACUCAAUGUGUACUUAUAAAUAACAUUUUGCAUGUUGUAAAUAUAACCAAGCAGGCAACACCUGCUUAUGAUACAGACACAAACCGUGUUGUCAAAUGCAGCUCAAUGGAGUUUUCCUAAGGUGUCACAUUAGCAAAAGCCUUAUCCAAAUACCACAAGUUUCCCGAUAUUCUGUAACAAGCCGUCUGUACUCCCUCAUAGAACAAACAUGUAAACCAUGUUGGAGCUCAUGAAAGUGGAGACACUGCUCAGGAUCACACCUGGUCAGACCCGAUCCCACCCCUGUAACUAACCCUCUCCUCCGUCCCACCACCAAUAACUGGCCUCUUCCAGGCCUCCCCAGCCCUAUACCUGCCUCCCCCUCCCCACUCCCCUGUCAUCAGCUGGGGGUCACAGGGCUUCUGGCCCCGCCUCCACAGGUGUGCUGCUGGCCUCCCUGCUCAGGUGUCUGUCAGCACCCUGAGAGGCCAGGCCACCACAGGAUUUCACCUCUCCACCCUUGUUCAUGUAUCAACAGCUUUAUUUGUAGUAUAAAGAAAUGACAAUCAUAUCAAUGUUAUAAUAACAAAAUGGUCCAAAGAUGGCAGCUAUAAUGUUCUCAUAUUAUCGCACGAAAGUUCUCAUAUUUCAUUCACAACUCAUGAUUCUGUUUGUACAAACGUGAUAAACUGGAAUAAUACAAAAUGUUUAAAAAAAAAAUACAAAAAGAUUGAAACAGAUUAGCUAGAAGUCACCAAGUGUAAACAUUGUGUAGUGGUACUGGUCCUCACAUGAAUGGUUCUAAAUCCAAACAGAAAACCUAACAGAAAUAAAUGGACCAAAAUGUAACAAACACAUAACAAAGAUAGUGGUACUUAGAUUGAAGCACAAACUGUUUUAUAUUUGCAAAAAUAAAUACUUUGGGUUUUUCAGAUUAA